UUUUCCAGGCACGUUGACGUACAGCACGUCAAUGCGGUAGUAGCGUACGGCCGAGGCAGAGCGCUAGCCGUAGGUUAGAGAGGUGGUCUGUGUACCGACCGGCGCAACCGUUUCAAAAGUGACACCCAGUGGGCCGCAGAGAUUUUAGGGGAGCCCUAGGUCGGAAACCAACAUGGGGAACGCAGAGAGCGGCGGCGGGGGAGCCAGCGGCGACGAGGAAGACGUAGAAACUGAGAGCCCCGGCUUCGCGGAAGACAGUCCGGCCUCUGCAGCCACUGCAGUCGGUGUCGGAGGCGGCGGCUGCUCCGGCUCGGGGAGAAGCGGAAGGGGAUCGAAUAACCCGCCCGUGCCCACCGGUGGACCGCCGAGCCCCGGGGUGCUCCUCGAGCAAGUGAAACUGAGGGAAGCGGCGGCUCGCAUCAGCGACUCCGGUGUCGCCAUUCAGGAGUCCGUCCUGGCCGGGAACGAGGGCGUCCUGGUGCGGUGGCUGGAAGACCGCUUGAACCGAGGAGAGGAGUCCGUCAAUGUGGAGCAAUUCUGUGAGAUGUUGGAGAGCAGAGACGCCCCGAGAGAUGAGUGUGAAGAGGCGUUUGGACAGUUUGAUGCCGAGGGGGAUGGGGUGGUGGAUGUAGAGAGCAUGCUGAUUGCACUGAAGAACUCUAAUGGAGCUAAUCUAAAGGGAGAGCUGAGUCAUGUGAUAAGACAGCUACAGGCGUGCUCCCUAACUCCAGGUUUUGUUGACAUAUUCUCCAAGACAAAAGACCGGUUAGGAGCACAUGCCUCUAAGAUCCUUAAAUUCCUACACCGGAAUCGUAUUCCCAGCAGUGCCAUCCCCUUCCCUAUUUUAGAGGGCUACAACAGUAUCUGCACCAUGAGGUCCAGUGUGGUGCAGGACUUCUUGGAAGCCCUCUUGCAGAAGGAGAAAGAUUUAGAUAUCCAGUACCGAGCGGAGCUGGACCGUGAUCCGGAGGUGGACAAAGUCAAGGUGGUCACACAGUGCUACAGCACAUUGGAAGCGUCAUCCAACGUUGCAGACGUGUACAAGAUGACAAAUGGGGAAACUGCGUCUUUCUGGCAGUCGGACGGCAGUGCACGCUCGCACUGGAUAAGGUUAAAAAUGAAGCCUGAUGUGGUUUUGAGACGCCUGGCCAUUGCCGUGGCCUCUAAUGACCACAGCUACAUGCCUCAGCUGGUCUCCGUUGCGGUCGGGAAAAACCGGCGUUCCUUGCAGGAGAUCAGAGACAUCCGGAUCCCCAGCAAUGUCACGGGCUACGUAGCCCUCUUGGAGAAUGCCAACAUCACACACCCCUACAUCCAGAUUAAUAUUAAGCGGUGCCUGAGCGACGGAUGUGACACACGGAUUCAUGGCUUGAAGACGCUGGGCUAUCAGAUUACCAAGAGUAAAGAGGUGUCUGUUUCGGAUGCUUCAGCCAUCUGGUACCUGUCUCUCCUCACCUCCUUGGUCACCGCAUCCAUGGAGACCAACCCUGCUCUGGCUCAGACUGUCCUUCAGAGCACGCAAAAAGCCUUACGACACAUGCCACCGUUGUCCUUGACACCGUCGUCCACCGAGUUCCCCAAGUUCUUCUCUUUGAACAUCCUGGAGGAGGUGGAUGGAUUUCUCCUCCGGAUUGCAGACUGCUGUGUGAGUCCCGAUGCCGAGUUGACCCUCCUGGCCUUUGCUCUGGCCAGAGGCAGCGUGGCAAAAGUGCUCCAGGCCCUGUCCUGCAUCAGCGACCAUUUGAAGACGGAGUACAAGGCCUCAUCCCUCAUCGUGUCUUUGGCCUCCGUUAGGCUGCGGCUACUUAAUCGCAAUGGAAAGCCCCUCCAGUUGCACCUGCAGGCCUGUGAUAUGAAGAGUAAAGAAGAGAAGUCGGGACCAGAGAACAUGCUCACAGAAUCCUCCACUGGUGACGGUUUCCUCACAGAAAGUGGCAGGAAGAGAGCCAGUGUGAUCCUGUCGACGGAGGACCAGAGUAACUUCCAGAUCACUCAGAUGAAGAUCAAAGUGCGAAAAGGAACCAUCGGUGCGAAAUGCGGCUUGGUGUUCGCGUACAAGGAGGAAGACGCUUUUGACGCAGAGAAACAUUUCAAGAGGUUCAAAAAGUAUGACGCGUGGGACUACAAGGACUAUAAAGACUUUGUUCAAGACAAUGUGAAGAUUCCAACACAGUCGGAGGACGAGCCCAUUGGCUGGUUUGAGCUGGAGGAUGACUGGAACGAUGUGGAGAUUAAGCUGCAGCAGUGUCGCGUUGCAAAGUUCCUGAUGGUAAAAUUCCUCUGCACCAGGCAGGACUCUGCCGAGCGCCUUGGAGUACAGUCCCUCACCUUCAGUGGCUAUCUGUGUCCCGGGCCAGAGAGGCUGGGAGACCUGGACAACCUCAGUCCAGAGGGCGACAGCUUCGACUGUGACGCUGUCGCUGGCCUUUGUCUACUGAACAAGACCCUAUUCUUCAUACAGCAGCUUACACGCGACAUGGAUGCCUCUCACUUCAAGCAGAAGUAUCUUCUGGACUUCAGUGGUCUCGGCCUGAACCUCUUUUGGAACUUCUACAGUAAACUCAGAGAGAUUGAGGGAGAGGAGGUGUUGAAGAGCAGAAUCCUGCUGCUCCAACUGAUGCAGAACUGUUUCCCCAUGCUGCCCAACUCGCUGGAGCCCCGGGGCCCCGAGGUGAGCAGAGGACCAGAUGAAGGAGCCCCAGCAGCAACGUGUCCAUCCACGUCCAGCAGUGCAGAGUGUCUGUCUGAAUCUGCGAGGGCUGUCGGUGAACUCUACACUCACCUCUGCCUCAUUGUGGAUGGUCCAGAAGGUGAGACAUUAGUGGAAAAAGCUUUGCACAAGGAAGCAGUCAAGGCCAUCCUUAAUGGAGCAGCAGUGUUCUUCCCUGAUAAACACGUCAGGCGGGACAAACUCUUCCACAUGAUGAAAAAUAUUACCGAACAGGAUCAGCCGGAGUCGGUGAAGGUGACGUUUGAAGCGCUGUGUAAUUACUUCAGUGACCAGGACCCAAGUGGCCUUCUGCUGCUCCCACCCAAAGGGGCUCCCUCAGACUUUGACAUCAGCCCCAUACGGUCGGUGAUGGAGACGUUGCUACUGGUGGCAACAAGAGAGUGUGAGGUGAUGAUGGCGGAUGAGAACAGUGGAGCCAGCAGGACCGUGUUGCUGUCCUUGUUCUGGGCUCUGCAGGGUAGCCUGGUCUCCUGGUGCUACCUGCAGCUCAAAGGGGGAGCCUCCACCACCAUCGCCAUGGAGCUGGCCAGAGACAUCCUACUAAAAUAUGUGGAUCAGUUCCUGGGAAGUAUCAAAGGUGUCCUUAGUUCCCUGCUGGGGAGGCACACUGGUGCUGAAAUCACUGACAAACUCUGCAGCUCCAUCCUUGCCACGGUCUUCAGACAACUGAUGAUUUUACUCCUGGAGCUGUGCUCUCUGGACAUCCCUCACAGUGUGCUGCUCAGGAGCUUCUCCUCGCUGGUGGAGCUGCUCAAAAGCCUGUCCAGUGAUACUGGAGACAUCUUUUCUAAGGUGGAUCAGGAGAGCUGGCACCAGCCCCAGCAGCCAGUGGUGCUGAGGACCUGGAGCAGGGAGUCCCCUCACAACUACGAGAAUAGCCGCCACGAGACCAGCAUCUUCGCCUGCCCCGGUGCGACCUCCUUUGAGGUGGAGUUUGACGAGCGCUGCGAGACAGAGAAAAGGUACGACUACCUAGAAUUCACAGAUUCUAGAGGUGGGAAGGUCCGUUACGACAUGAAGGUUGGAAGUGAGAAGUGGCCAAAGAAGGUGACAUUCGACGCCGGCCCUCAACUCCAGUUCCUCUUCCACUCUGAUAGCAGUAAUAACGAGUGGGGUUACAAGUUCACCGUGACCGCCCUGGGCCUGCCGGAUAUCACCAUUUCUUGGAUGUCAGACCUGCAGCUGCUGGUGGCUCGCCUGAUGGGUCGCCUCGCUUCCAGAACCCUCGCCCUGAAAUCCCCCCACGAGAUACGCACUGUGAAGGACCUUCCACCUGGGAAAAUGUCCCAUGUUCAGUCUUCUCCUUUAUGGAAACCCAUUCUGCGACACGGGUUGUGUGAAACCAGGGAGACUGACAGUAAAACACCUACGGACCAGACAAAUACCUGGACUCUUGAUGAGUUAACGAGCUUCCUGGAGGACUUUGCCCGCUGGAACCCUUCCCUGGAACCGACAGACAGCAGAACAAAGCUGAUGAAGACCCUCAUGCAGUCCUGCAGGAAACAGCCGAUGAGGAACGAGAUUGCCGCCGGUCCGAAGUCCGACCAAGCUGUGAAUGCCAUUUGGGCAGCCAUGGUGUACCACACAGCAGCCCUAAAUAAUGCCCUGAAGAACUGUGUUAAUCAGGACUGCAAGUCCUGUUUAGGUGAAGAGUUUGUGCAGGUGUAUUCAUUGGCAGACAGCAUCAGAACAUGGAUGUUGGAGAUGAAACAGAGAUACCUAGUUAGCAAAUUGAAUGUUCCUGACGAGAAAGAAGGAGGUCACGAUGAGGUUUCCAUGGAGACGCUAGCUGAGAUGUGCAUUGAGAAGAGCCUCUUGCUCUUCAGAUUCACCCCUUGUGGAGCCCCGUGUCAGGACGGCGGCUACUCCAAAGCUGCAGAGGGCAGCAACGCUCCACUCCUCCGCUCAAGCUCCAUCUCGGAAGGAGACUUCCAGGCCAGCUCCUCUCUGGGGCAACAGGCCGCGGGGUCCGAGGAGGGCGGGGAGGCCAGGGCGGGACAGAGCCAGCCCUGCGGUGCUCAAGUGCAAAACUCAUCUUCUUGUGGGCACAGCAGACAAGGCCACAGAGGCUCCACCGAGAGCCUCUCCUCCCAGUCGGGGGAUCCGGCCUCACCCUCCGCCAUCCCCCGCAAAGCCCCAUUCAGUCGGGCACGCCUUCGCCUCCUGUCCUGUCGAUCGCUAGAAGAGCCCCGCAUGGCCCCCGCUAUCAAGGAUCGCUACCCGAUACUCAAACACAUCCUGAACUUCAUAAAGGACCAGGCUCUCACAACCGCAAGCAUCCUGCAGACCCUGUCCCUGAGCAAGGCCCAGGCUCUGAGCGUGUGCAAAGUCCUGGAGAUGGUUCAGCAGUGUUUACAUUCCCUGGGAAAGCCGCACCUCUUCCAGGCCCCGUGCAUCCUGUUCCUACAGGAGCUGCUGGCAUGCCAGAAAGACUUCACAAGUUAUUUCUCUCAGUUGUCAGACAGCGGGCAGAAGCUAGGAGAGGAGGUGAGGCGCUCCUACCAUCAGUUGGUGCUCAUGCUGGUGGAGGCAGUACAAGGCUUCAGCAGCCUCAAUGAGAAAGCCCUGCUACCAGCCCUGUCAUGUGUGCAGACCUGCUUGUUGCACCUUCUCGACAUGAGCUGGGAGGUACAGGACCUUGACCUCUUCCUGAAUAUCAAGCUUCCUGACCUCCUGCUCAGCAUGUCCCAGGAGAACAUCAGUGUUCAUGACAUUGCCAUCAGUCAAUGGACCGAGGAGGAUGAAAUCGCUGACUACAAGAAGAACCAGGAGUGGAUGGAUGAGUGUAUGGACGGGAUGUUUGAGAAGUGGUACGACAAAAUCGAUGAAGAGGACUCCGUAGAGGACAGGAGAAAGAUGCACAUGUUCAUUGCACGCUACUGUGACCUGCUCAAUGUCGUGAUCUCCUGUGACGGCUGCGAGAGGAUGGCACCGUGGCACCGCUACCGAUGUCUGCAGUGCAUGGACAUGGACCUCUGCAAGACCUGCUUCCUCAGCGGUGCCAAGCCGGAGGGCCACGAGGAUGACCAUGAGAUGGUGAACAUGGAAUACGCCUGUGACCACUGCCAGGGGCUCAUUGUAGGCAGCAGGAUCAACUGCAACGUCUGCGAGGACUUUGAUCUGUGCUUUGGUUGUUACAAUGCAAAGAAGUAUCCAGACAGCCACCUGCCAACCCAUCGGAUCACCGUGUACCCCAUGGUGACCAUACGGAUCAGUGACCGCCACCGCUUGAUCCAGCCCUACAUCCACAACUACUCCUGGCUGCUGUUUGCAGCUUUGGCCCUCUACACGUCGGAACUGAGCAGCCAGAAGCAGAUGGAGGGAGAGUCUUUGGACAGCAAAACGUUGAGCCAGGCCUCAGCCCUGCAGACACACAGCUCCCAACUCAUCACUGAUUGUUUGCUCAAGGGCCAGACUGGAAAAGGACUACGUUCCUCAGCCUUGCUCGCUCUGCUGUCGUCCAAUGAAUCAGCUUCCGAUAGUGAACUGUGUCCAGUCUCUCCGGAGUCCUCCCAGGAGCUCAGUACAGCCACUGACACCUCCUCUCUCCCUGGCAGCACUGCAGCCGUCUGCUCCCCGUCGUCGCCCAGUGACAAGAGUCAACCAUUGGGUAAGGAGAACAAGGCAAAGGAGGUGGGCUCUCCUCCCCCUGCUCCCUCAGUGGUUUCAUCCCCACCAAGCUCUGCAGAGGUGGAGGAAGAGAAGGUGGUUGCCCAAGACACCCUGGACUCCUCCAGCCUCAGCCAGACGCCUUCUGUGUCCAUCGAGGACUCCCUCUCUCCUGUCGUCCGACCUUCAGAGCUUGGUCCAGGAACAGUCCACUCCGCAGCAACUGCCGUUGUGAAGGGGACAGACGAGAGGCUGCCCCAGGUUCCCCUUCAGGAGCAUGUGUUUUCAGAGUGCUCCCGAGAGAGGAUCCUGGGACUACUAGCAGCCAUGCUGCCACCAGCCAAACCGGGCAGCACCCUGUCUCUGCCCAGUCUGAACUCCAUCCUGCCCAAGCUUUUCAGGGCGGUCAUUUCCAAUGCAGGCUCUCUCAACGAGACCUACCACCUCACCCUCGGACUACUGGGUCAGCUGCUGCUCCGAAUCCCUCCGAUGGAGGCCGACACUGCCGUCACGGAGGCCCUGGCGGACAAAUAUGACUUGCUAACACAAGGAGAGGCAGCCAGUUCAGACACCCACGGCUGGAAGACCACCCAGUUGCUUUUCAGCCUGGGAGCCGUCUGUUUAGACAGUCGUAUUGGUUUGGAUUGGGCGUGCACCGUGGCCGAUAUCUUACACAGUCUGAAUGCUUGUCCCGAGUGGAGCACAGUGAUCGCUGCCUUCACUGACCACUGUAUUCAGCAGCUGCCGCAGACAUUGAAACGCACCAACCUCUUCACCCUGCUGGUGCUGGUGGGCUUCCCGGAGGUGCUGUGUGUCGGCACCCAGACCGUGUUUAUCGACAACGCCAACGAACAGCACAACAUGAUCUUGCUCAAACACUUCACGGAAAAGAACCAUGCUGCAGUGGUGGAUGUUAAGACGCGCAAGAGGAAAACAGUGAAGGACUACCAACUCAUCCAGUCUCAGGAUUCCACUGCAGCCGGUCUCCCGGGGCAGUCAGAGGGCCAGGGCUCCCCUAAUACACUCAGUCGAUACCUGAGCAACUUCAACUCAAUCAUCAGCCACCUACUGCAGGCCAGCCAGGACAAUGGCUCACCUGAUGCUGUGGAGGCAUCCUGGGUUCUCUCAUUGGCCCUUAAAGGCCUCUACAAUACCCUGAAGAAACACGGAGUGGAGCAAUCUCAGGAGGACAUCCAGCAGUCGGGACUGACCCAGCUGCUGGUGAGGAAGUGCAGCAAAGGGACAGGCUUCAGCAAGCUGUGGUUGCUGCGCGAUCUAGAGAUCCUCUCCAUCAUGCUGUACUCCUCCAAGAGGGAGAUCCACUCCAUGGCCCAGGACCCAGAGCGAGACCAAAGGGAGCAGGACAAGGAGCACGACUCUGACCACUCCAGCUGCUGCGCUGACGACACCGACGUCAGCAAGCCCGACCCCUUAGAGGGCCUCGAUGAGGAGACAAAGAUUUGCUUUCAGAUCACCCACGAUGCCUUAAACGCCCCUCUGCCCAUCCUGCGAGCCAUGUACGAGUUGCAGAUGAAGAGAACUGACUCCUUCUUCCUGGAGGUGCAAAAGAGAUUCGAUGGAGAGGAGAUAAAAACGGAUGAGAUGAUCCGGACGCUGGCUCAGAAGUGGCAACCCACCAGGAGGCCUCGCUCCGAGGAGAGGAACACCAAGGCCGUGGACACUGAUAUGAUUGUGGUGUCGUGCGUGUCCAAACCCAGCCACUGUGAAAAGGCCACCGAGGAGGUCAACGUCGUGGCCCAGAAGCUCAUCACAAAUUCCGAGAGCGACCUGCAGCUCAGCUACGCCAAGCAGAGGCGCACCAAAAGUUCUGCUCUCUUGCACAAGGAGCUGGACGUGCGGAGCAAUCGGGCGGUUCGUCAAUACCUGGUGAAGGUCAACCAGGCCAUCGCCACGCUGUACGCCCGCCACGUGCUGGCCUCGCUGCUGGCCGACUGGCCCGCGGAGGCGGCGCUGAGCGAGGAGGCCCUGGAACUGAGCGGCGCCUCGCACAUGGCCUACAUCCUGGACAUGUUGAUGCAGCUGGAGGAGAGGCCGCUCUGGGAGAAGAUUCUCCAGCGGGUGCUGAAGGGUUGCAGCCAGAGUAUGCUGUGCAGCCUGUCCCUCACUGCGUGCCAGUUCAUGGAGGAGCCAGGGAUGGCCGUGCAGAUCAGAGAGUCCAAACACCCGUAUGACAACAACACCAACUUUGAGGACAAGGUACACAUCCCUGGAGCCAUCUACCUUUCGGUGAAGUUUGACUCCCGCUGCAACACAGAGGAAGGCUGUGACGAGCUCAUCAUGUCCAGCAGCAGUGAUUUCCUCCAGGACGUCCACAACUUCAGCGGCUCCCCGCAGAAAUGGUCCGAUUUUGAGAUUCCUGGUGACACCCUGUACUACAGGUUUAUGUCCGACAUGAGCAACACAGAGUGGGGCUACAAGUUUACAGUUACAGGAGGCCACAGAGGACGUUUCCAGACAGGUUUCGAGAUACUGAAGCAAAUGUUGGCAGAUGAACAAGUGCUCAGUCACCUGCCACUGGCUGACAUCUGGGAGUGGCAGGUGGGUGUGGCAUGCCGCCAGACUGGGAACCAGCGCCUCAAAGCCAUUCACUUGUUGCUCCGCCUCCUGCAGUGUCAGUCCCAGACAGCCUGUGAGCUGACGCUGCUGCGGCCUCUGUGGCAGCUCUUCAUGUCCAUGGAAAACAGCCUGAGCCAGGACCCCACCAGCAUCACCGUGCUGCUGCCUCUUCACAGAGCCCUCACUGAACUCUUCUUCAUCGCAGAGGCCCGUGCCAUUGCACAGGGUAUCCUCCAGGAGUACCUGUUGGCCAUGACCACCGACGAGCAGCUCCUCAAUCACACUGCAAUGGCUCUGAAGAACAUCGCUGCCAUCAGCCUGGCUAUCAAUUACCCCAAUAAAUCCACCAAGCUACUCAACAUGUCCUCUUGAGAGAUGCACUGGGACACAUCCUGACUCGGCUGGUUUCACUUUGAACAAGGGAGGGAGAGGUGACCAUCCGGUGCUUUCCUUUCUCAAAGGACCCACCUCCACUCUGGAUGGGAGCUGUGGAGGGGUCCUCAAAGAGCACUUUCCACACGUACUCACAAUCCUUUUUGCCUUAGGUUAAACUGGUAUAUCAGCAUGUGCAUUCACUGGAACAGGAACAAUUGCGGGGCUCUCUCUCUUUUUUCUUUUCUUUUUUUUUAAACUUGAAGAUGCCGUGCUAAAGGACAUGAAGUGUGCCAUAUUCGCGACCUUCAAUGGAAAGUAUACACCUUUUUUCUUUUUGUUCUUUUUCCUGCUUUUGUUUCUCCUGAACAGCAGCCACUCCUGGGUUACAUAGUUGAUCAUGGUGAAAACAGGUCACCAUGGCGACGUACAUGUCCCAGUGGACAUGUAGAGCGUCCUAAAAAUACUGUCCAGGACAGUGGAUUCUCAUUAUUCACCAUGGAGAGAAAGUACUGACCUACUAGCUCAUUCCACUCCUUCUUUCCUUCCUUCUUUCCUUCCUUCCCCCUUCCUUCCUGUCAUUUGAUCUCCUUUCUAUUUCUACCUACCGUCUCUCCGUCCUCCUUUCCUUUCUGCUUCUGUCCUUUUCAGACGACAGAAGUAAAUGGUGGUAUGUUUUUCAGGGCUCCUAUUGAAGGGAAGGAUCAGUGCAUCGGCACAGAUAUCCGAAAACAUACAUGUGAUCCUCGACUUUCUGUCACGACGACACGUGUAAUGUGCACUAAAACCCACUGGGGCGCAACAGGAUGAAGAUGAUGCUCCAAUAGCCAUAGUCUUUGCAUAGGAUGAGAAUUACCGUGACAGCUGAGGGAAAGCUGUGAUAAUAUACUAUUGCAAUGCAUUCUUCUGUGUUAUUCUACCAAUAUGUUGAAGUAUUUCCACUCCAUUACAAGUCAAUGAAUGAAAGACCAUUCUGAUGUCAAAUGAUGAAUAACCGCAGCAAAAAAACAAAAGUCAUUGAAAAAUCCAGAAUCUCUUUAAGGCCUUGAGUUUUAUCCGCACAUUUAUUUAUUAAUUCUUAUUAUUUUAUCUAAUGUGUCAUCAAGUUGAACACUUUUUUUUUUUAUGUUGAAGCCCUGAUUUAUUUUUCACGGCAGUGAAAGAGGCUGAACUCUAAACCCCAGAUGGAGCGUCUUUCCCUCACGUCACCCAUGAAGACUUCAUUGACCGUCAAUGUCAAGAGUUGAAGUUUGACAUACUGAUAACGACACAUAAAGGCAUCCUGUAUAAUACACACGAUCCCACUUCACGAGUACCACAUCUCAUGUUUUGUAAGCUGGGAGAGUUGAAUGACCUCAUCUUUAGUAAUUACACAGGUAAUUGGUGUGACGCCUCCUUAAAUGUUCCACUAACACCACGUUUGAGGAAAGCUGAGAUCCACCAGUAGCCACUUCCUCAGAGAUCAGUCUUUCAAAUCUAAAGUUUUAAAGGGAGCGAGUUGUUAGGGGGGGG
This is a messenger RNA of Cyclopterus lumpus (lumpfish), 10801 nucleotides long. RefSeq names its product zinc finger, ZZ-type with EF hand domain 1 (gene zzef1). Gene Ontology annotation, cellular component: postsynapse. Gene Ontology annotation, molecular function: ubiquitin-like protein ligase activity; calcium ion binding; zinc ion binding. Lineage: Eukaryota; Metazoa; Chordata; Actinopteri; Perciformes; Cyclopteridae. The record is from RefSeq and is a predicted model, not a curated record. Bases 173 to 9289 code for a protein of 3038 amino acids. Gene Ontology annotation, biological process: protein ubiquitination; regulation of synaptic plasticity. The transcript has 54 exons.